This is a messenger RNA of Oncorhynchus tshawytscha (Chinook salmon), 3003 nucleotides long. Its product is annotated as zinc finger protein RFP. The record is from RefSeq and is a predicted model, not a curated record. Gene Ontology annotation, biological process: protein ubiquitination. NCBI's taxonomy places the organism in Eukaryota, Metazoa, Chordata, Actinopteri, Salmoniformes, Salmonidae. Gene Ontology annotation, molecular function: ubiquitin-protein transferase activity; zinc ion binding; protein binding. Bases 186 to 1802 code for a protein of 538 amino acids. The transcript is spliced from 2 exons.
ACUUAAGUGGAUAGACGUAUGAACAGCAAAAGAGCAAACUAUCUCAAACGCUCUCAAACUCCUCAGAAAUCUUUAUUAGACAGCUAAGCUGUCUCCAGGGCUUUUUUGAUACUACAGUCAGAAAGAUCAGAGAGAACCCACACUCUCUCUCACACACAAGUGAGUAGAGAUUUACCAGGGCAGAUAUGGCUUCCUCCAGCAGUCUCCUGUCUGAAGAGCAGUUUCUGUGCUCUAUCUGUCUGGAUGUGUUCACUGAGCCAGUCUCCACUUCGUGUGGACACAACUUCUGCUUGGCCUGUAUAACAAAGUACUGGGAUAGCAGCGACCUGUGUCAAUGUCCACUGUGUCAGAAGAAAUUCUCCAGGAAAACUAAGCUUCGUGUCAACACAACCUUCAGAGAGAUUAUAGAGAAUUAUAAAUUGUUAAGAGACACAGGUAAAGAUGAGUCCCCUGCCAAACCUGGAAAAGUGCACUGUGACGUCUGCACUGGGACGAAGCGCAAGGCCCUGAAGUCAUGCCAGGUGUGUCUGGCAUCUUACUGUAAGACUCACCUGGAGCCUCAUCAAAUAUCCCCAGCAUUCAAGAGACACAAGCUGAUCGACCCUGUGGAGAACCUGGAAGACAGGAUCUGUAAGAAGCACGACAGACUCCUGGAGCUGUUCUGUAGGACUGACCAGACGUGUGUGUGUCAGUUCUGCACUGAAACAGACCACAAGACUCAUGACACUGUUCCUAUAGAGGACGAGUGUGGAGAGAGGAAGGCUCAGCUGGGGAAAACUGAGGCAGAAGUGCAGAGGAUUAUCCAGGAGCUACUGCAGAAAGUUAAAGAGAUUAAACUCUCAGUACAUCUCAGCAAAAGAGAUGCAAAGAGGGAGAUAGCAGACAGCAUAAAGGUCUUAACUGCUCUGGUACGAUCCAUUGAGAAAGGCCAAGCUCGGCUCAUUGAGGAGGUUGAGGAGAAGCAGAAAGCAGUAGAGAGGCAGGCUGAAGGGCUCAUUAAAGAACUAGAGCAGGAAAUCACUGAGCUCAAGAGGAGAAGCACUGAGCUGAAGCAGCUCUCACACACUGAUGACCACCUCCAACUUCUCCAGAGCUUCACAUCCGUGGUGUGCACCCCUCCACCCACCAAGGACUGGUCUGAGAUCAGUGUUCACAGGGCUGUGAGGAGAGCUGUGUCUCAGCUGGAGGAGACAUUGAAUAAAGAGAUGGAGAAGCUGCCUGAGGUCAAACUGAAGAGGAUUCAGCAGUAUGCAGUGGAUGUGACUCUGGACCCUGAUACAGCAAAUCUCUUUCUCAUCCUGUCUGACAAUGGGAAACAAGUGAGAACUGGAGACACGGAACUGAAUCUUCCGGACAAUCCAAAAAGGUUUGAUCGUUUUACUGUUCUCCUUGGAAAGGAUGGCUUCUCCUCAGGGAGAUUUUACUAUGAGGUGACGGUUAACGGUAAGACUAGGUGGGAUUUAGGAGUUGCCAGAGAGUCCACUGACAGGAAGGGGGAUAUCACACUGAGCCCUGAACAUGGAGUUUGGACUAUGAUGCUAAGGGAUGGGAAUGAGUACACAGCCUGUGCCUCACCGCAAGUCCGUCUCUCCCUGAGCGAGAAGCCCCAGAAGGUGGGGGUGUUUGUGGAUUAUGAGGAGGGUGUGGUCUCUUUUUAUAAUGUGGAGGCCAGGUCUCAUAUCUACUCUUUCACUUGCUGCAUCUUUACAGAGAAAAUCUACCCAUUCUUCAGUCCCUGUAGUGAUGAUAGUGGUAAAAACGCAGCCCCUCUCGUCAUCUCUCCUGUCAAUCACAAAUACUGAUUAAACAAAGGACUUAAUCUUUCUUUAAAGCUGCAAUAUGUAACUUUUUGGGCGACCCGACCAAAUUCACAUAGAAAUGUGAGUUAUAGAUCUGUCAUUCUCAUUCAAAGCAAGUAUAAAAAGUGGUAGAUCUGUUGUAUGUGCAUUAUUUCUAUGCUUCCCGUUAUUACAUUUCAUUUUGGCAUCUUUUACUUUCAGGUUUUGUACACCACCUUCAAACAGCUGAAAAUACAAUAUUUUGGGAUGUGGAAAAGAUAUUUCACAGCGGUUUAGAUGGUACACUGAUUCUCAACACUAUACUUGCUUUUUUUGGGUCAAAAACUGAAAUUAGGCGAACUAUUAGAAUUUUAGCAACCAGGAAACGGCAGAGUGAUUUCUUUAUUGUGCAUCUUUAAGCUGGUUGUUGAUACUGUAUACGUGAAUGUGAUAAAGGACUUACUUUUCCUUUGAUCUGGUUGUGGAUGUAGGUUAUUGUGAAAAAGGACUUUAAACUGGUUGUUGAUACUGGAUAAGUGAAUGUGGUAAAGGACAUACUCAGCCUUUAAGCUGGUUGUUGAUACUGUAUAAGUGAAUGUGGUAAAGGACAUACUCAGCCUUUAAGCUCGUUGUUGAUACUGUAUAAGUGAAUGUGGUAAAGGACAUACUCAGCCUUUAAGCUCGUUGUUGAUACUGUAUAAGUGAAUGUGGUAAAGGACAUACUCAGCCUUUAAGCUGGUUGUUGAUACUGUAUAAGUGAAUGUGGUAAAGGACAUACUCAGCCUUUAAGCUCGUUGUUGAUACUGUAUAAGUGAAUGUGGUAAAGGACAUACUCAGCCUUUGAGCUGGUUCCACAGUACUGCACUUCGAAAAAGGGCAUACUUUUCCUUGGAGCUGGCUGUGGAUCUAAGACAGUGCGUGAUAAGGGAAAUAAUGUGCCUAUAAGCUGGUUGUUGGUUUAGGAAAGUGACUGAAAAGUGACUGAACAUGAUACAAUACAUACUUUUCUUUUGAGCUGAUGGUACAGUGCCUUCAGAAAGUACUCAUACCCCUUGACUUAUUCCAGAUGUUGUUGUGUUACAGCACGAACUCAAAAUAUAUAUUUUUACACACAGUACCUGAUAAAAACAUAGUAAACAUUUUUUAAUAUAUGUGUCACGUUCUGACCUUAGUUCUUUUGUUAUGUCUUUGUUUUAGUAUGGUCAGGGCGUGAGUUGGGUGGGUU